This is a messenger RNA of Diversispora eburnea, 1140 nucleotides long. The record is from the annotation of a GenBank genome assembly. Lineage: Eukaryota; Fungi; Glomeromycota; Glomeromycetes; Diversisporales; Diversisporaceae.
AUGACAACAACAAAUUCACCAACAAUGAUACCAACGACAGUAGCCGAAUCACCGAAAUCAAUAUAUUGGACGAAUCUAAUAUUAUUAGGUUUCAAUCCCACAGAACUAGUAAUUCUUAUAGGAAGAGAAACGAUUGGAACAUAUUCAAGUAUAUUGGUGGAAUUAAAUAAAGAUAUUUUCACAAGAGGGUAUACCGCGAAUUCGGUUAAAGCCAUGGAAUUGAUUAUGUAUUUUUUAUUUUUAAAAUUAAAUGAUUUUAUGACUCGGGAGAGAUUUAAAUGUUGGCCAAUCCUUGAUUCGGCAUCAAGUAAAACAUUUCGAAAUAUAGCAUUUAAUUGGUUAGAACAGUUAAAAAAAGAUGGAAAUUUGGAAAAAGAUAUUGUAAUAAGACGUAGCGCGUUUGAUGAAUGUCAAGGAGAAAGAUUUGAACGUAUAAUAAUGGCGUUUUCCAAUUACGUAUUAAAAGUGGUGUUGGAACGUGAUUAUGAACAAUAUAGUCGGGUUCCAUCAAUUAAUUUCACCAUGAUUAAAGAAAUGAAGCCGGAAUUAUUGAAAUCGAUUAUAAAGAUCUACAUAAAAAUGCAAGUUGAUCGAUUUUUAAAAGAAACUAGAGAAAGAGGAAUGUGUCAAGAACGAUGGAAAUGUUUGGCUGAUGAAUUAACACGAAGAUUACGUGAUAUUACUGAACGAAAUUUGGAAAAUGUUCGAAUGAUGUGGAAGGAAGGAUUAAAUUGGGUUAAAGAAAAUAGAAAGUAUAUUGAGAGAGUGGAAGAUAUAAUAAAUGAUCGAGUGAAUAAAUAUCGAAUUGAUGGAAAAUCUAUUUCUAUACAAGUUCCAGAAAUUUUAAUGAUUAAAUGGGAAAAACAAAUUCAGCAGCAAUUACAACAACAACAGGGAGAUGAAAUGAUGAUAGACAACGAAACUGAAAUGAAUGAGAUUAAAGACACUAGAGAAAUGAUAAUGAAAGACAAUGAAACAGAAAAUCGAUUUCAAAAUUUAAAAGAAUAUUUUAAUAAUCAAAAAGAACAAAUUCAAAGUUUAUCAUCACUUAAAAAUUCAUUGAAAUCCCAGUUGAAUCAAAUACAUGAAUCAAUUCAAUUAUUAAAAGAGGAACAAAAAAAUAAAGAUAGAUUUAGGUAA